GGAAGUAUGACGUAACGUUUAUUUUGGAAACACGGAGUCGGGACAGAGGUGACGGAAAAAAUGGAGCAAAGCGUUGAGGACUACAAGUUGAUAUUUGAGAAGGAGGGAGUGUACCUUCACACAAAUGCGAAGAGGAGUAACCAGGACACCACCAUCCCAGGGUUCAUCCGCAUUGUUGAGCGGGCUGGGGUUCCAGCUUUAGAGUGGAGUCCACUAGAGGAUGAGGGUCGCACUGCCCCUGCUGUACUCUACACCAAAAAGGAUGGAGAAGGAGGAGAGGAGGAUACAAACUUUGACCCUGGGUAUGAGCCAGACUGGGCAGUUAUCAGCACAGUGAAGAAAGAUCGAGAACACGUUCCAGUCAAAGAUUCAGGUCAGUGGUCGUUCUCUCUGCCUCUGUCAGAGUUAUACUCUCUCCGGAGGGCUCGCUUUUCUUUGGGGCGAAACUUCCUGGUGCUGACAAGUAGAGGGGGCCACCCACUGCCUCCUCUGCACUUCCACAGAGGAGGAACCAGGGAGCUGUUUCGGGCCCUGCAACGUUACAUCAUCCUGGACCAGUCACCGGUUGACGGGCGGCUCUUCCUUGCCUACCCUCAUGACUCAGGCGCACUCUCUCAGUCCUUUGAUAAGCUGCAGCUGCUUGAUGAUGGCAGCUCAGAUCUUGUUUCGAGAUUUAUCCAGGACCCAUAUGCCACUACAUUUGGUGGUUUCUCCAAAGUCACCAAUUUCUUCAGGGCGGCGCUUCGACCUCCAGGGUCCCCCAGCCACAUGCGUACCACACAGGAUCCUGGCUUGCCCCCACAGUCCGAUGAUGAGCCUGGAUUCGAACUCAUCACCUGUGGGGUAGAGCUUGGUCCCAGACCAGACGUGACCAGAGGACAACCUCUGAGCAACUGGGAAGAGUUUCUGGAUCCAGAGGGCCGAGUGAAGAACCCAGAGAGAGUCAAAGAGCUCGUAUUCAGAGGGGGCGUCACACCGUCCCUGAGGAAGGAGGUCUGGAAGUUCCUCCUGGGCUUUUAUCCAUGGAACAGCACUUUCAAGGAAAGAGAGGACAUUCUGCGUGUCAAAACGGAUGAGUACUUCAGGAUGAAGGUGCAGUGGAAGUCCGUCAGUGAAGAGCAGGAGAUGAGGAACUCCCUCCUCAGGGGAUACAGAAGUCUGAUAGAGAGAGAUGUCAGCAGGACAGACAGACACAAUACGUUCUUCUCUGGGAACGACAAUCCAGGACUGACUCUGCUGCAUGAUGUGCUGAUGACAUACUGCAUGUACAACUUUGAUCUGGGUUAUGUCCAGGGGAUGAGUGAUCUCCUUUCUCCUCUCCUGUUCGUCACCCAGAACGAGGUGGAGUCCUUCUGGUGCCUGACGGGCUUCAUGGAGCUGGUGCACCAGAACUUUGAAGAGUCUCAGGAGGCCAUGAAGCAGCAGCUCCUUCAGCUCAGUAUCCUGCUGAAAGCUCUGGACCCAGAGCUAUGUGACUUCCUGGACUCUCAGGACAGCGGCUCUCUGUGCUUCUGUUUCCGCUGGCUGCUCAUCUGGUUUAAGAGAGAGUUUUCCUUUGAGGAUAUUCUCACCAUGUGGGAGGUCCUCUGGACUCGUCUGCCAUGCGACAACUUCCACCUGCUGAUCGCCUGUUCAAUCCUGGAGUCCCAGAGAGGAGAGCUGAUUGGCUCAGACCACGACUUUAACACCAUUCUGAAGCACAUUAAUGAGUUGACAAUGAAGUUGGACCUGCAGAGUACUCUGCGAGGAGCAGAGGCCAUCUACCUGCAGCUGACUCAGUGCAAGGAGCUUCCCCUCAAGGUGCAGCAGGUCCUGGGUCUCUACAGCCCCUCCAGCUCUGAGGAGGACAGCCCAGACUCUCAGGCCAGCGAGACACAACGCCUCGUCUGUGAGUCCCUGGCAGGAGCUGCUGCAUCGAAUUCCGCACGCGGUCCCACCUAUCCUUAAAUGUGCAGGUGUCUGUGUGAGGUGAAUGGCUGAGGGGAAAAUAGGACCUCUGUUCUCCACUGUCCCGGGAAAUGAGCUGGAAAAUGAGGGGCGGGGGAGCCACACCUCCUUCUCAAGACCUCUUUUGGCUCGUCACUGUCUCUUUCCUCCCUCCGUCCAUGUUGUUUGAAUACAGCUGCGACGUAUGAAUUUAGCAGGGUGCUUAAACAGGCCCGCGGUCUGUCACCCUGUUUCUCUCUGCCCCUUCCUCCCUCCGUCCACCCCAACCUGACCUCACUUGACUGGCAGAGCCAAACUUACUCAGCCCUUCAUUCAAACUCAAUCUGCUUUCAGUCCCUCUCAAAGCCUGUUUUAUAGGCGAUGGCCUUGUCGACAGCUUUAAACCCCAUAUUCUCUCACUAAUGCUACAAUCGACUAAGUGUUCGAGGAUUAGGGUCUCUUCAUGUUGUCAUUAUGCUGGGCGUCUUAGAAGAGCUGUUAUCUGCACUCGAUGAUGUGGAUGAAUCACUACCCCUUCAGAAUGUGAGAUCUUAGCGCCGCUGGGUUUGUUUAUAAAAGUACAACACUACAUUUCAAGUCUGCUUUGUGUGGUGAUGUUACAGGUGUCGUUCCUGUAAUUUUUUUCGUUCUAAGAAUUUUUGGUUCUAAAUAAGUUCUGAGAAUGGUACAAUGCAACCAGUGCAGUAUUUUUGUAACAUUCUCAGCAGCAAGUUUUCUUUUAGUUCCCAGAACGUUCUACUUAAAGUUAGUGUAACAUUCUCUAUUAACACUAAAAAAAUGCUUCAAAAGUAUCACACUAAAUUCCAUUUUCACUAUAAAAAGGUCUGUAAUCUCAGGCCUUAAUAACAUGUUCUGAAUGUUGCUUUGAAGAUGUUCUUCCUUUGUCCUCAUGUUACAUUGUAGGAACAUUUUAUAAUAGAAUAUUCUAUGAUCUGUCACCUUUCAACCUGACCAAAACAUCCUUAGAAUGAUGCAAUUAUAACAUUAUGUCUUAGUCAGCAUUGAACCUUAUAGGGACAUUAUUUGAAAUGAUAAACAUCCUUAAAUGUUCUUUGAACAUUCUAUUAAAACCUUUUCUUUAAAACAUUAUUGCAACUUGUAGGUAAUGUUAGCCAAUGUUUUGCUAGCUGGGAUAGUUACUAGAUGUCCCCCUUGUUUUACACUGUAUUUGAUUGUGCUUAAUUUAAUUUAAACACUCAUCAACGUUAUGCAGAGAAGUAUUAAUGACUGCAUCCACUUAUUCUUAUCUGCAGUUCAUCCACCUUUUCAGCUGUUACAACUUUAUAAAGAUAUUUUAAAGGAGAAUGAUUGUUCUCUAACCAGUAAGAUUAUCUGUAAACAGCAGUCCUCACUCAUGUAAUCAUAGAGUCUAGCAAAAAGUUUACAUAAUUGCCACUUAUACAUGCAACCGCUUAAAUAAAGAGUUUAAGCUACUACCUUCAGGACGAAGGUAUGGAUACACCACGGAAAGGUCAAAUGCACUUACCAAAAACAUGCUGUCAUUAUCUUUUUUUAAAAUAUAAUUAGUACUUGCAGUAUUAAAUUGUAUUCAUUCUAAUGUGUGUUACUUUUUUAAAUUAUCUUUUUUUUAACUGAAUUCUGUCUUUUUAAUAAUCCAUUUAACUGAUGGAUGAGUCUGUCAUUGAUGCCCUGCAAGCCAAAUUUUCAGUUAACUGUGAACUGUUCCAGUAAAGUCAAUAUUUGUGCAUAUAAAUGUCAAAUCAGAUCAUGAAAACAUGAAUUCAUAAUG
Molecule: messenger RNA, 3697 nt
Organism: Plectropomus leopardus (leopard coralgrouper)
Lineage: Eukaryota; Metazoa; Chordata; Actinopteri; Perciformes; Serranidae
Source: RefSeq, a predicted model, not a curated record